Molecule: messenger RNA, 1236 nt
Organism: Cryptosporidium muris RN66
Lineage: Eukaryota; Apicomplexa; Conoidasida; Eucoccidiorida; Cryptosporidiidae
Exons: 1
Coding region: 1-1236 (411 amino acids)
Source: RefSeq, a predicted model, not a curated record
AUGGGCAUAAUAAGAAAGUUGACUUUAAUUGGAUUGGUACACCUAUUAUUAGGAACAAUAAAUGCUACACCUACAUUUGAAAAUACUGCUGCAAGUGAUGUUGAUGUUGUAAAAUCAACAAGCCAAAUAUCAUCAAGAAUACUUUCUACUCAUACAAAUGUAAAUAGUAAUGAUCAAGAUACUACCUUUAAACAACAAGAAGUAAAUUCUGAUCAUGAAUAUGCUGAAAAAAAAUCACUUUACAUACCUAAUUUACCAAAAUUAGGUGGAAUAUCAGAUAAAAGGUAUUAUUCAUCAUUACCCUUUACUAGGCAUGGACAUUGUGAAAAAGGCACAAUUUAUACUAUUAAAUCUUUCGAUGAUCUUAGAAGAUAUAAAGAUGAAUUGAUGUGUGUUAUGGAAACUGGUAUUAAUAUAGUAGUUCCACCAAGUGGUAAUUCAUAUGGUACAGUUUUAGAUUACUUAUCUGAUCGUAGUGAUGCAGAUACAGAAAUGAUUAACCGUAUAUGGAAUGGUAAAUUUUCAGGUGCUGCACUUUGUAAUAAACCCAUAAAUACUCUUCAACCUGUAUUUUUUGGCUUUAAUUUGGUAAAUGGACAGUUUAGAUUCCCUUCAUUUUGGAAUAUUACGUCAUUACCACCUAAUUGUCAUAUGGCAUCUUCAGAACACCCAGAUGAUUCGACAACAUUGAUUUUAGAUUAUAUGACUAAUUUCAAUGAAGUUUGUCCACCUCAGAUGCCAUUAAAUAGGCCAUUCUUUUCUACAAGUGAAACUUCAAAUGUAUGCGCUAUAGUAAAAUUAGUUGGCCAAACUUCAGAUGGUGGUUUCAUUUUAUUAGGAAGAGGUCUCAGUAUGCCAUCUUUUGUAUCAAAUUUUUCUCCCGUUGGUCUCUUCACUUUCAUCUUCUUUGGUUUAAUUACAUAUGAUCCUGCAGUAUACAAUUUAUCUUCUGGAGGAACAAUUACACUACCUCCAGUACCCUACUCUUUUGAUUACAAUCUAGUUGGGAUUGAUUCAUCUAGUAAAACUUUCCGAUCUCCUUAUCCAUUAGUUCUUGAUAAAUUAGUGCCAUUUGAGACUAAAGUAUUUAGUUACAGUGAAAUAAACUCCACAGAUUCAAGUAACUCUACAAGUACUACAACUAGACGACCAAGGAAUAAUCAUAAGAUUAAGUAUUCUACAAACAUCACUGAACUAAUUCCAAAGUUUAGAACUACAAACCAGAUACGUAACUAA